UGUGCGCCUCAGGGCGCGCGUCCCCGGUCCUCCCGCGGCUCCCGCGCUCCUCCCCAGUCUCCCCGGCUCGCGCGGCCGCUCUCGGCGUCCGGCCGCUGGGCGCCCGGGCGGGCGGGGGCUGCGGGGGGUGUGUCGGCGCGUUCCCGCGCCCUCCAACCGCUUGCCGCCCGGGGCGCCCUCGGCCUGGCCUUGGGGGCGGGGCGGCCGGCGGGGAGGGGGCUGCUCCGUCCGCGAGGGCGGCGCGCUGCGGGGUCGGCGGCGGCGGCGGCUGCAGCCUCGGCGGCGCGCUCCCGGCAGCCAUGUACCGCAGCGGCUCCCGCUCCUCCGUCUCUUCGCACCGGCCGAAAGACGGCGGCGGGAGCGGUUCGCGCUCCGGCCGCUCCGCCGGCUCCUCCUCAGGCCCGGCGCGCCGCCCCUCGCCACCGCCGCCGCCCUCUUGCUCGUCGCUGCGGCUCCCCUCCCGCCGCCACCGCUCGCCCUCCGGCCACCGCAGCCGGCGGGCCUCGCCGUCCCCGCCUCGGGGCCGUCGCGGCUCCCGCUCCCCGCCCCGCGGCCACCGGGCCUCGCCGUCUCCUCCUCGCGGCCGGCGGGCCUCGCCGUCCCCUCAGCGGGGUCGUCGCGGCUCCCCGUCCCCGCCGCGCGCCCGUCGCGGCUCCCCGUCGCCGCCGCGGAGCCGGCGACUCUACCCGCCGGGCCUGGCUGGCUUCCGAGGCAGCAUUCGAGGCGAGUCCCGCGCCGACUUCGCCCGGGACGGCCGCGGAGACCAUCCAGGCGACGGCGGCAGUCGGAGACAUUCUCCGGGUCUGUGCUCUGAUUCUUCUUUGGAGCAGAGUUUAAGGAUCACGGUUGGCAAUGACCACUUCUGUCCUAGCACACCAGAGCGGCGGCGGCUCAGUGACCGGCUGGGGUCUCCAGUGGAUGGUCUGGAGGACGUGGGCAGGGAUGACCCGACUGAUGAUUCUGUCUUCACUCGAAGCUCCCAGUGCUCUCGAGGCCUUGAACGAUAUAUUUCUCGGGAGGAGGGACCACUUAGUCCCUUCUUGGGACAACUUGAUGAGGACUACCGGACGAGAGAAACUUUUGUGCAUCGAUCUGAGUAUAGUCCCCAUAUCAGUUGUCAUGAUGAACUGUUGAGGGGAACAGAACGGGAUAGAGACAAACUCAAAAGCUCCUCCUAUUCCAUAGGAUCUGAGGAAAGAAGCCGAGAGGCCAAAAGGCCCCGUUAUGAUGACACAGAGAAGAUACACGGCAUGGGAGGAGAUCACUCAAGUUUUACAUCUGGGACUCGCAACUAUCGACAGCGAAGAAGCAGCCCAAGCCCUAGCUUUCUUGACCCUGAGUUUCGAGAACUGGACCUUGCCAGGAGAAAGCGAGAGGAAGAGGAGGAACAAAGUAGGAGCUUGAGUCAGGAGCUGGUGAGCGUUGAUGCUAGGACUGGAUGUUCCAUCCCUGGGUUGUCAGGUGUCCUAACAACAGAGGAGCCAGGAUAUUCUUUGCAUCGGCCUGAGGAAGUACCUGUGAUGCCUAAGAAGUCCAUUCUGAAGAAACGAAUUGAAGUGGACACGAAGCCUUCCUUGCAGCUUGAGAGCUUUUCCAGCAGUACCAGCUCCAGCCAGGAUUGCCCCCUCUAUUCUGAGCAUCCACCUCUUCCACUAAGUGGUGCUAUUGCUGCUUUUGCUUCAGAGAUUGAAAACAAAGGAACUGCAGUGGAGGCCAACCUGAAAGAACCUCAGGGUAACCUGUACCAGUGGGGUCCCUUCUGUGAGAUACCUAAAGACAACAGUGAAAAAGUCGACAGCUUUUUGUGCUAUAAGGAAAAAUUGGAUUUGAAGGCUGAGGGACUUGAACGACAUACGGACUUUUUACUGCCCCAUGAGAGAGCUAGCCAGGACGGCAGUGGCUUUUCUCGAAUUCUGAGCAUGUUGGCAGAUCCUACCAAUACACAGGAAAAAAGAAGACGUAGCUUCCCUGAUAUUGAGGAUGAGGAGAAAUUUCUCUAUGGGGAUGAAGAGGAGGAUAUAAAAUCAGAAUCCCCACCUAAGUCUCUGGGGGCUCCUGAGAGUAAAGUUGCGAGACUGAAGGCAAGCUCUCUGCCUUCAACUCCAGCCAUCAAGCUAGAAUCACUAGAAGAGAGCAAUCCAGAAUAUGCCAAGAUUCAUGACUUGCUUAAGACCAUAGGACUGGAUAUUGGAGUAGCAGAAAUUAGUAAAUUGGCUGCACGCACCCAAGAAAGACUUCAUGGCAAGAAGCCAUCUUCACGUUCCUUAGCUGACCGACGUUCAUCUGCUGACAGACAUUCAUCUGCUGAUCGACAUUCAUCCGCUGACAGACACUCAUCCGCUGACCGACGCUUUUCAGAUGACCGCUGUUCCUCAAUUGACCACGGUUUCACAACUGAUGGGCCCUCAUCAGAUCCUCACAGACUGGAGAGUAGGGAGGCACAUCACAGCAAUACUCACUCCCCAGAAGUAUCCCAUCCACACCCAGCCUCCCCAGUGGAUCCUUACCUGCUCACAAAAAAUAGCCCUCCAUUCCUAAAGUCUGACCAUCCAAUGGGUCAUGUUUCAGGACCAGAGAUAGUUGGCAGUGGGUUUCAGUCAUCAGUUGCUGUUAGGUGCAUGUUGCCUUCAGCCCCAUCUACCCCAAUUAGACUUCCUCAUUCUGCUUCUUUAUCUCAGUAUCACAUACCAAGGGCUCCUCAGUUUGCUACAGCUCGGAUACCGCCAAACUACCAGGGACCUGUCAUUCCCUCUGCCUCCUUUGAUGCUUAUAGGCACUACAUGUCCUAUGCAGCAUCAAGGUGGCCCAUGUAUCCUGCCUCUCAACCAUCAAGCCACCCUUUGUCUGACCCACAUAGGCUAAUACCAACAACCAAACAAGCUACUCGUAGUCGUCCAAAUCUCCGUGUGAUCCCCACUGUGACUCCUGCAAAGCCCAAACAAGGCGUAUCAGUUCUAGGCUCAAUUUCUGUUAAGCGAGUUCCUGUUCGGGUGUCCAUUCCAUCACUCGUAAGAUAUAAUCCAGAGAAGAUCUCUAAUGAGAAGAACCGUGCCUCCCAGAAGCAGAAGGUUAUUGAAGAGAGGGAAAAGCUGAAAACUGACCAGGAAGCCCGGCAGAAGAAAAUGUUUUAUCUCAGGACAGAGUUGGAGCGGCUUCAUAAACAACAAGGGGAGAUGUUGCGCAAGAAGCGAAGGGAGAAGGAUGGUCACAAAGACCCACUUCUGAUGGAGGUGAGUCGACUGCAGGACAGUAUCAUGAAGGAUAUUGCAGAGCUACACAAAGAGACUGAAGAGGCAGAAAAGAAGCAGUCUGAACUGGACAAAGUGGCUCAGAUCUUGGGAAUUGACAUCUUUGAUAAAUCUCUGAAAUCUUCGAAUGACUGUAAAGAGUAUACAGAGAAGCCUGAAAAAGGAGAAAAAUCUAAGAGCCCAGAAAAAGAGUUGUCACCCUCAAAUGGUUCCUCUAACAACAAGGAAUCAAACGUAAAUGAAAACUCCUGUAUAAAGAACCCUAAUUCUACUGAGAGCCUCCAGCCAACUGCUAAGCAGUCUGAUCAGCCUGUUGCUGCUUAUGAGUAUUAUGAUGCUGGCAAUCACUGGUGCAAAGACUGCAAUACCAUCUGCGGGACCAUGUUUGACUUCUUCACCCAUAUGCACAAUAAGAAGCACACACAGGGGCAGUCCCAAAAGUCUUCAUAUUUUCAAAAGGAAGGACUGAGGCAAACAUUUCUGCUCCAGUGAUGCAGGGAGAAACCACAGAGACUGUGGAAAUAAUGAACGUCCUUGUGGCCAGGAGGCAAGUGACUCUUAGGUGACUUACUGAAGGUAGGUCUGGCUGUUUGCAGCUAUAUGGAGAAAGCCCUUUCAUUUUAGCUACCAGGAAACCGUGGAUUGGUGGGUAAAUAUGUGUGUGUCUUUAUAACUGGAGGAAGGACAAUCUAAGACUAGACAUACUGGGUGUAUAUUUCAGCCUUGCCACUCUACGACACCUUAUUGGAUUGAAUAAAUUACUAAACUUUUAACAUAGAGGUUAAAAUUAGUUUAACCUCUAUGUUAAACUAAUGGGAGCUGUUAAGAUGUCUCAGUCAGUAAAGGGCUCCCUGCCAAGCCUGACGACCUGAAUUUGAUCUUUGGGACCCACAAGGUGGAAAGACAGAACCAACUCCUACAAGUUGUCUUCUGAUCUCCACACAUACCACUGCACAUGAAUAAAUAAAUAAAUGUAGUUUUAAGGAAACUGAACUUUAGGCUUUCCUAGUCUUUCUGGGGCACAUGUUUCAGUAUCUUUAGGUGGAAUCUGUCUUAGUUCUAGCCUCACUUCCUAGAAUAAAGGUAGAAUUGGAUGUGGUCUUGGAGAAAUGGGAUACAAAUAGGCUGAGGAGGCUCAGGAGGGAGGGACAGUCACAAACAUGUUUUAAAAGUGCUAGGCUAGGUUGGGUAUGGUGGGGACACUCCUUUAAUCCCAACACUCAGGAGGAGAGGCCACCCUGGUCUAUAUUUUGAGUUCUAGGCCAGCUAGGGCUAGAUAGUGAGACCCUGUCUCUGGAGAGAGAGAGAGAGAGAGAGAGAGAGAGAGAGAGAGAGAGAGAGAGACACUACAUGCACACAGGCCUAAGGACACCUGAAGAAGGUGUAAGGCUCUUUGGAGCUGGAGUUAAAGACAGCUGUAACCUACCAUGUGGGUACUAGGAAUUGAACCCAGGUCCUCUGGAAGAGCUGCCAGUGUUGUUAACUAAUGAGCCAUCUCUGCAGCCUCCCGCCCCCAGUCUUAUUGCAUCUAUAACACGUGGUUGGCACAUAGGAGCACAUAGCAUUCUUACCAGUUGCCUAACAGAGUAAGGCUCCUUAGUCUUUCGUCUAAUACUACUAAGGUGGGGCUUUUAUAAGCCUGACUAAGAUAUUGUGGGCUGAGAACCAUAGUGGGGAGGAGAACCAGCACCCAGUAAAACUUAGCUUAGUCCUUUAAACCCCUGUGAUUAUUUAACUUUCACCUACCACAGCUACAGGUUGAUCCAAAACACUGUUAGCCUAACUUUGCUGCUGGUUUGUAAAUCCAGGCAGUUUUAGAGUCUGGGACAUGUAGUUUACUGUCCAAAUCUGUGGUUUGUUAACUCUCAGGAAUACUCAUAACACUGUAAAAAGUAAUCUAAAAAGAGCAUGAAUAGCUAAAGCCCUAAAACAAGAAGGAAAUUACCUCAGGGCCUUUAGCUACAGAGAGGUUUCUAAAGCAUGAUGUGCAGGUGAGCUGUGGAAAACAGCUUGGUGCCAAGACAGCAACACUUUGUCAACACUUUCACCAUCACCUGUCACACUCCUCUUCCCAGGGACAGUCAAGACUGUGAUUCUGGGUACAGGCCAGCUCAUUGGCUGCUUUCACCUCAGUCCUCUAGUCAUGUCUGGACUCCAUGGCUGAGGUGUGCUGCGGUAGGCUCGGGGGUGGGGGAUGAGAACAUUUCUGAAUAAUGCUUUCCCAUUGGGUUUGUAUUUACUAUGCUGGAGUCCACAUAUGUUAAAAUGAUAAACAGUUAGCUGAGCGGUGGUGGCACAUGCCUUUAAUCCCAGCACUUGAGAGAGUUCGAGGCCAACCUGGUCUACAUAGUGAGCUCCAGGACAGCCAGGUCUACACCUGGCUCAAAACAAACCAAAACAGAAGUUUAUAAGGGUAAGAUGAUGCUGGAAAACAAGAGAAAGAUGAUAUGGGAUCAACCAUACAAGUUCUUUACAAGUUAGGGAUUGCUAUGUUUAUAAGAAAGCAAAUUCAGAGUCAGUCUCUCAGUCUCUUUCUCUCCCUUCCUACCUCUGCUCUGUGUGGGGUGGUAGUGAUGAUGUGCAUGUGUAUGCAUUUGUGUGAUGUGUGUGGUGUUAUAUGCCUGAGUAUGUAUGUGUGUGUAUGUUUGUGUGUGUGUGGUGUGUCUGUGUAUGGUGGAUGCUAGGAUGCUGGGGACUGAGCCCAGUACUUUGAAGAUGUUAGGCAUGAAUCCUAUUACUAAGUGGCAUUCUCCUCUCUGUUUUUAUUAAGGGAUACAACUACAAAAACUAGAGCUUUCUAGGUAAAGGUCUAAAACGGUGAGAAAACACAAGGAACAUUGUCAAUAAGACUAAAAAACACACAGGUAAUUUUUCAUUAACUUAUUAGAACCGAGUUAUUUUCCUUUCAAAUGUUUUCUAGUCAGUUCUUUUUUUAAAAAAAAGAUUUGUUUAAUAUUCAUGGAUAUGAGUUUUUGCUUGCAUGUAUGUCUGUGUACCACAUACGUGCCUACAGAGGUCAAAAGAGGAUAUUGGGUACACUGGAACCAGAGUUACGGAUGGUUGUAAACCAAACCCCUCACUCUGCAAAAACAAGUCAGUCUCAAAAACCACUGAGUCAUCUCUCCUGUCCUCUAGUCAAUUAAAGUUUUAAAAAGUUACCUAGAACAAAGUUGGGUUUUGUUUUGAUUUGAUUUGUUUAGGCGGCAUGAUGCUGUUGGGAUAAACUCUUGUGUAGCAUUGAUGGGCCUCAAUUUGCCUGUUGAGCUCUUGAAUGAGGUGAUUACAGGCAUUGGCCACAUAUCUAGCUCAAAGUUCUUGGCAUUGUCUUAGAAGUCACAAGCAUAUAUGCGAGCAAGUUUACAGAGACAUAAAAUUAGUGGUUUAUAAUUGUGAUCAAACUCCCUGCAAAGUUAACAAACACAUAAUAACAGUGAUACACAUGUGAAGCUUUAUAGUUUGCACCACACUUUCCCACAUUCUCUCAUUUGCCACAUAUUUAAUGAUACACAUAAUUUGUACUACAUGCUAAUUAAGCUUAAUUAGCAGGUCUUGUGAAUGACUGUAAAUAGUAGGAAUGGUUUGCUACCAAAGCAAAUUUUCAGGUUUUUAAAAAUUAGCUACCUGAUUUUUUUGUUGUAGGUUUUUUUCCGAGAUGGUUCCUCUGUGCAGCCCUGGCUGUCCUGCAACUUGCUCUGUAGUCCAGGCUGGCCUCAGACUCAGAGAUUCGCCUGCCUCUGCCCCCAAGUGCUGGGAUUAAAAAUGUGUGCUACCAGCUGGCACUUCUUUAAUCCCAACACUUGGGAGGCAAAAACAGGAGGAUCUCUGUGAGUUCAAGGCCAGCCUGGUCUACAUAAGCAGGUCCAGGACAGCCAGGGCUACACAGAGAAACCUUUUCUUGGAAAACAAAAGCAAAAUGUGUGCACCACCACAGCCCAGCUUAGUUACUUGAUAUUUAUAAUUGUGCUUAGUGUAAUCAUAUUGUCUUGCAUCAUACAUGUAGACAGUUAUGUAUUGACAGAAGUGAGCUGCAUGUUUGAGAAUAUAACAGUGGUAGAGCACAUCUUUAGCAUGUUCAGUCCCUGAGUUCAAUCCCAAGUGCUGCCAAAAAAAAAAAAAAGAAAAAGACAUUGCGCCUGGCAGCUGAGCUUCCCUCCCUCCAUGGCCUUCCUCGUUACCAACUCUUAAGUCCUCCUGGUCCCCUCUUUUCUUCACAUCUCUUCCAGUGGUACCAGUAUUUACACCCAAAGGAGCCUGUGUAUAGUGUGCCACAUUCAUUUACCAACGUGUAUUAUUUAUUGAGCAUUAGGUGCAAGGCUUUGAGCAAGGCACUGGAUAUAUAGGAGAAGGCAAGACUGCCCUGGUCCUUGCACUGACUAAGGGAAUAGCUUAUAUUUGGUUGUGUGGAGGGGUGAAGAGGAAGUUGGCAAGCCUAUUUUACUUCUAGAAUAUAAUGUACACUCUGAUAAAGAUGGUGCCUUUUUGUUUUGUAAUCAUUGAUGUUGAGCUGUUUGGGCUUGGGCUUUGUCUACCCUCCGGCAGAGGAUGAUACUAUGGGAGAGCCCCUAGUGCCCAUGCCUGGUAUUGGAUACAUAGAGGGGAGCUAAGGUCAGGCAGGAUUGCUAAACUGGUAUAAGCAGAAGUGUGCUUCUUUUGUUAAUGGUUUCAUGGUUCACCUGUGUGAUGCACGCAUCAGUACUGCAUUCCUUUUCACCCUGAAUAAUGUUUGAUAAUGUGGAUGUGGUUCUCGUCUGCUUUGUACUGCCGUGAUAAACACCAUGACCAAAAGCAAUGGAGGAGGGAAUGGUUUAUUUCCUCCUGCGACUUACAGUCCUUCAUGAAAGGAAGUCAGGGAGGGAACUCACGCAUGAGCCUGGAGGCAGGGACUGAAGCAGAACCACAGAACAUUGCCACUUACUUGUUCUCCAUGGCUUCUCAGCCUGCCUUCUCACACCGGCAGGACAACCUGCCAACGAGUGGCACCACACAAGGCAGGCAAGGCCCCAAUGUCAAUCAGUAAUGAAGAAAGGGUCCCUCAGGCAUGCCCACAGGGUAGUCUUGAUGGAGGCAGUUCUUCAGUUGAGGCACCAUCUUGCCAGGGAUCCUAGUUUUGUGUCAAGUUGAUAAAAACUAACUGGCACAUGUUUGUUUGUUCGUUUGUUGUUAUUAUUUGUGUGGUAUUUAUAUAUCACAUGUUUUUUAAUUGGUGAACUUUAGAUUUUUUUUCACCUUUGACCUAUUACAACUAGUUUUGGUGUGAAUAUUCAAAUUAACUUUUUGUUAAAAAUAGUUAAAAACUUAUGUUAUCAAACAAACAAAAAGCCAUCAGACCCAAAGACUCAGCAAACUUCCAUACAGUUAGAGAAGCCGUUAGAAUGAAAGCUAUGGAACUCUACACUGGAUUUUAUACUCUCCCUGGCAACUACGUACUGCAAACUACUAACUGUUUUAUAUGCUGUAAACUACCAAAAAUGAAAACAAAAAUAGUUUUGAGUGGUGGAUUUAUUUUCUUUUUUAGGACUUUAAAAAAUACCUACAGAUAUGUCUGUGCACCUCUUGAAGGUUGCUAGUCUUGGAGGCCAGAGAGGGCAUGGGAUGAAUCCCUGGGAACUGGAGUUACAGAUGGCUGUGAACCACAAUGCGGGUGCUGGGAAUCAAACCAAAGUCCUUGAGUCAGGGCUCUUAGGCAUUAUUCAUCUCUCCGUUCCUUGAGGGCAUGUUUCAUUUCUCUUCGGUUAUAACUGUGAGUAGAAUUAGAAAGUGAUAAUGUUAACACCAUUUUUAAGGUUUUUAAGAAUCUUCCUUUCACCAUUUUACAUUACCACCAACAAUGUGCAAGGAAUCCAGUUUAGCUAUAUCUUUGCCAACACAAUAGCAACCAUCCUAAUGGUGGGUUUUAAAUGAGUAUCCUAUUGUGGUCUAUUUUCCUAAUGACUUAUGAUGAAUCAGGAACUGUAAGCUGUUCUUUAAAAUACUGCUGUAUUUGCUUUGUUUUUGGUUGCUGGAGUUUUCAUUAUUUAUUUUAUUUUUUUGUUUUCCAAGACAGGGUUUCUCCAUGUAGCCCUUGCUGUCCUGGAACUCUCUGUAGACCAAGCUAGCCUCAAACUCACAGAGAUCCUCCUGUCUUUGCCUUUUCAGUGCUGGGAUUAAAGGUGUGCUCCACCAGCACCCAGCUGGUUGCUGGAGUUUUGUUUGCUUGGUUUUGUUUUGUGUUUUGAGAUAGGAUCUCAUAUAGCCCAGGCUAGCCUUGGACUGUAGCUGAGGAUGGCAUAAAACUCCCAAUCCUGUGUCUACCUUCCAAGGUCUGGAGUUAUACAAAUGCAUCACCAUACCUGCUGUGGAGCCAUUCAUGUUGGGGGGGGGGGGUGGCAUUCAGGUGUCUCCUCAAAUGUGUCCCGGCCUUAGUUUUUGAAAUGGAGCCAGGGCCAGGUGUAGUGGACACCUUCAAUCCCAGUACUCCGGGCACAGAGGCAGGUGGGUCUCGGUGAUUUCGAAGCCACCCUGGUCUACAGAGUGAGUUCCAGGAUGGUUAGGACUGUUAACACAAAGAAACACUGCCUCAAAAAAAAAAAAGGGAGGGAGGGAGGAGAAAGGAAGGAAGGAAGGAAGGAAGGAAGGAAGGAAGGAAGGAAGGAAGGAAGGAAGAAAAGAAAUGGAAUCUGGAAUCAUUCACUGAACUAAGAGUGCUUUGAUUGGCUAGCUAAGGAUCUAUAUGGAUUACAGGUGUAUACCAUAGCGUCUGGGUUCUAGAGAUCCAAAUUCAGGUUCUCACGAUUAUGUAAUAGGGGCUUUACUAAGUGAGACCACUCCUCAACCUUUGACACAUUUUUAAAUCUUUUCACAUCUGUGUUUUUAUUUACAGUAUUUUGUUGAAUGUCUUUUUUAUUCUGUUUGAAUGGGGCUUCAGAGAUGGCUCAGCAGUAAAUGGCUGACAUUACAGACAGCUGUAACUCCAGUUCAAGGAGAUCCCACUCCCUCUUCUGGUCUCAGUGGGCACUGUAUAUGGGUGCACCAAUAUACAGGCAGAUGAAACAUAAAAUAAAAUGAAAAUAAAAAAUAUAUCGGAGUAACUGCAUAGCUGGUAACAAGUUUAAUAUUUAUAAUAAAGUCUGGUUUAAAAGUUAAAAUGCAGUCUGCAACUUAAAUUUAUUCUGUUAGGCUGUGGGGGCUGGGACUUUCUUUUUAAAUCAACUUUGUUGUCAAUGUCAUACAUGUGUGUAAUGUAUUCUGGUUAGUGCCAUCCUAUACGCUUUCUCUAUCUCUUUUCAGCACCACCCCCACCACCCCUAACCUACUAGUCCCUUCCCAGGUCCAUGACGUUCAGGUUUGGGUUUUGGUCUGUGACCAGUUCCUUUUAGUUGGAACUGUCCACUGCAUUCUGGUGUUGUCAUCAGUGACAACACAACACUUUAAAGUCUUAAACUAAGUAAAAAAUAUGUGGCUGGUGUUUAACUUAGAUUUUAACUUAAAUUUCAGGCCAUAGAUUGUGUGCAGGACCACAAUGUGGGACUUACACACGGGGUGAAGAGUACAUUUAGGGGACUCUCCAUACUGCUUGCAUAGCAGUUAUGUGCCAGUUAUGUGUUGAUAUUAACUUGUCCAAUUCCCACUUCAACCCUGUGCCCUGGAGACUGUUAACAUGUUAUUAGUCCUUGUACAAACAAACAACAACAACAACAAAAAAUGACAGAGGGAGGGUGAUUUAGCAAAGGGGUUUCACAUCCCCUUGCUCUCAGCUCUGCACCACAAAGGAGGAAUUAAACCACUUAGAAAAAUGCCUGUCUGCCCCUCUGUCCCUGCUUUCUUCCUACUGACCCAGAAAUGAGCCAUUGAACUCAGGGUCCUUCCCUCCUAAAUCUGGCUCCCACUGGUUGUUUGAAGUUCUUUAAAGUAAACUGAUAAAUAGCCUCGGUCCCUCAGUUUUAAGUGUGUGUGUGUGUGUGUGUGUGUGUGUGUGCGUGCGCGCCCCAAUGAGCAAUCACAACUGAAGGGCUCAAGUGGGCGGGGCUGGCAGAGGGGCGGGACAUACCUGCGGGUGCCUAUAGUUGCUGCUCGGACUAAGCUGUCCCAUGAAGAACCAUGAGCUGGACUUGUCCGCGUUGCCAGCAACCCGUUUACUUCGGUGAGGCUGGGACUGAGGAGGAGUAAAGAUGAGUGUGAGCCCCCUGUGCCCCUGUAUCAUUGAGUGUGUGUUUGUGUGUGUGUUUGCAUGCACCGUGCCUGCCCUGCCACACCUCCAAGAGCCCAAGGCAAGAGGGUGGGCUGGAGUUUCCUCCUGGAGACAGCAUUGGAGACAGUGUUCAUGGUCUCCAGGGAGCAAGGCUGGUUGGUCUGGUUAACCCGGAAGGCUGAAAGGGCAAAAGAAGGGUGUCUGGCGUUGGGCUGGACUCCUUGCAGCCUGGAUCCACCUUGUUCCCCACAGCUGAGAAAGUGAGCUCCUUAGGCAAGAACUGGCACCGUUUCUGCCUGAAAUGUGAACGCUGUCAGAGCGUCUUGUCCCCUGGAGGGCAUGCAGAGGUGAGGUCUGACUAGGGUAACAGCCCUCUAUCAUACCCCCACCCCUAUAGACCCCAAUUUCAGCCUUGGAAACGUGUCAAAGAACCUGAGAGCUACCCACCCGAUGGGCCUCCUACCAGCCAGAAUUUGGCAGCCUCAGUGAUGCUGUUGACCCAUGGUUUUGAGGGCGGGGUAGGCAGCUGCUUGUCUUCCGCCCAUCCCCUCAACCCCUAGACCACCGUGGCAAUUCUGACAUGCUAGCCUAUCACCCACCCUUCCCAGACCCGUCAGAAUAGUUGCAGUGCACCUAUGCACCUGACAGCCUGUACAGGCGUGCCCCCUUGGCCCUGAGUGACCCUUCCCUCUGCCUGUGCUUGUGCCCAGCACAACGGGAGGCCAUACUGCCACAAGCCUUGCUAUGGGGCUCUCUUUGGACCUAGAGGUAAGUUCCAGCCCAGAAGGGGCCAGGGGCUAUAGAACUCUCCCUGUGGCUAGGAACUAGAGCUGACCUCCGUGAUUGGGUCUUCUCUCCGCAGGGGUCAACAUUGGUGGUGUGGGCUGCUAUCUCUACAACCCCCCGACUCCCUCCACUGCCAGGAGCAUUUCCCUCAGCCCCAGCAACUUUAGCCCCCCCAGGCCAAGGAUUGGCCUCCCCCAAGCUAAGAAAAGUAAGUGAACAUGGGCUUGAGCUGUUGUGCUCCCCGUGACCCUUCCUUCUUCAGGCUGCAGCAGACAGGGUAACUGCUCUUGGCAGUCCUGUCGGUGGCCUGUUUUUCUGCUGUCAUGUGAGUUGAGUUAAAAGGUAAAUUGGACAGAUAGCACGAUCACCCUCAUUUUGCAAGGGAUGUCCAGAGUAGACAGGUGGUUGCUAAUCAGAAGCAAGGCUGCUCUGGAAUUUGGGCCCCUCCCCCGGCCAGGACCAUAGAAGAGAGACCUAAAGCGAGGGCUCGUUAGGGUGGCCCCCACUCCUCAGAUUCUUCCCUAGUACUGUUUCUUCUCAUACUCCCCAGAGUGGCCAGGAACACCAUGCUCCCCAACACCUGACACCGCUGCCCUGGCCAGCUCCUAUAUCAGCUCAGGUUUCCUAAUGAUUGAGUUACUACAGCUCGGAGCUGUUGAACUGGUGGGCUCCUCGGGCCCUGGGAGGAUGACAAAGAAGCAGGUGGUCCCUAAUGAAGGUGACAAAUAACAUGGAAUGAGUCAGAAGGGACUGUGUCCUGAGCUCAUGGCUGCCUGGGAUCCGGUGUGGGUGUGGGGAUGAAGGGGUUUGAGGAGAGGACAGUGCCAUAUACAGCAGGGGCUAGAGGGCCCUGCUGAGGGCCUGGCCCCCACCAUAGCCCUGCCUGGGGCCUCUUCCCAUUAAAGGACCUCCUUACAUGAAGACAUUCACUGGGGAGACCUCACUGUGCCCUGGAUGUGGGGACCCUGUGUAUUUUGGUAAGUGACAGUGGAAAGCUUGGAGAGGAACACUGGUUAGGCAACAGGGCGUAGGGAGGUGAUUCAAGGCAGGUGGUUGUCCCUGCCCUGCCCUCAGAAUAGAAGAACUAUCACUGCUCUCCACCGACAGCUGAGAAGGUGAUGUCUUUGGGCAGAAAUUGGCACCGACCCUGCCUGAGGUGCCAGCGUUGUAGGAAGACACUGACUGCUGGAAGUCACGCGGAGGUGAGCAGGGCAGGGUUGGAGGUUAUGCUGGGAGGAAGGAGGCUAGAAGCAGGAAGAGAGACGGGCUGAGAGAUUCUUUUUCUGUGUUCCAGCAUGAUGGCAUCCCUUACUGCCACAUCCCCUGCUAUGGAUACCUGUUUGGCCCUAAAGGUGGGCAGCCUGACCCCAGACACUGGCUUAAAGUGCCAUAGCCAUAGAGAAUGUGUGGACAACUUCCCUUGUGGUCAAACAUCCCAGGCCCCUCCCCUCUCCAGUCCUCACCCAACGCCCUUUCCACCAAAGCCCUUGGUAACAGGGCUUUCUCCUUUAGGAGUGAACAUCGGCAGUGUGGGCUGCUACAUCUAUGACCCAGUGGACAUAAGACCCAAAUGAGCCAUUCCCAGGAGUGAUCACCUUAACUCAGGCUUCCCACCAUCUCCCUCGUAGUCCAUGGGAAGCUCUGGAAUUCUCUAGUCCUUCCGGGGAAGGAGAAGGUGAAAUCCUCAGGGCUUGGGCCUAGGCUCUGCGGUGGACCUGAGUCUAGACUUUCUUUGCCAAUUGUUUGCUUCCCCAUUCCUAUCUGGAUGCGCCUCCCCCUCCACACACACACCCUAGAAUGGUGAUUGCCUGGCUCCCCAGUUCCUUCUCCCAGCAGUGCUGGAGCUUCAAAGUGUAUUCAUAAUGGUCACCGAGUGUCAAGCUCUCUGGCUUCUCCAAUAAAAUGUUGACUCCCAUACCUUCAA
Messenger RNA from Meriones unguiculatus (Mongolian gerbil), 14125 nucleotides. RefSeq names its product zinc finger protein 318 (gene Znf318). Lineage: Eukaryota; Metazoa; Chordata; Mammalia; Rodentia; Muridae. Gene Ontology annotation, cellular component: nucleoplasm. Gene Ontology annotation, biological process: negative regulation of DNA-templated transcription; positive regulation of DNA-templated transcription. Bases 300 to 3740 code for a protein of 1146 amino acids. Gene Ontology annotation, molecular function: zinc ion binding; nucleic acid binding. The record is from RefSeq and is a predicted model, not a curated record. The transcript has 8 exons.